AAACAUAAAUGGAGCAGAGUAGAAUAGAAUAGAAAUUAGCAGUGAUUUGGGAAAAAAGCAUGUGUAUAGCGGUAUUCAUAUGGAAAGCGCAUCCGCUCUAUCCCUUCCUCGUAUUCCUCAACAGAGAUGAAUACCACCAUCGUCCAACGAAACCUUUGUCAUGGUGGGAAGAUAGUGAUAUACUUGGUGGAAGGGAUGAAGUUGCUGGUGGGACUUGGCUGGCUUGUACUCGCUCCGGAAGAGUUGCUUUCCUUACUAAUGUUCGCGAAAUCAACUCAAAUUCAGAUACCAAGAGUAGGGGAGACCUUCCCGUUCGAUUCUUGAAGAGUGUAAAGAGCCCUCAUGAUUUUUCAGAGCAACUUUUGAAAGAAGCAGGUGAAUAUAAUGGGUUUAACUUGAUAGUAGCUGAUCUUUGUUCAAUGACCAUGCUUUAUAUAACCAACCGACCAAAAGACAGUGGUAUGUCCGUGACUGAGGUUUCACCCGGUAUUCAUGUUUUAUCAAAUGCAACACUAGACUCUCCAUGGCCUAAGUCUCAACGUCUGGAGUGCAGUUUCAAGCAAUUAUUGGAUCAAUAUGGCGAAUCUGAAAUUCCAAUAGGACAGGCAGCUGAAAGACUAAUGAGAGACUGUGCUAAAGAAGAUAGCAACCUGCCAGGCAUCUAUUCCCCCGAGUGCGAGUAUCAGUUGAGCUCCAUAUUCGUUGACACUGAAAUGUCCAUGGGGCGUUUUGGCACAAGAAGCACUUCUUCACUGAUAGUGAGAAGUUCUAGUGACGCAACCUUUUAUGAAGCGUAUCUUGAGAAGGAUGUAUGGAAGGAGCAGCAGAUGACCUUUGUAAUUGAGAAAAUAAUAGAAGGUGUUGUUUCUAUGUCCGAAUGUGUUCUCCGAACAUGAACUACCAAGAUCCAGACAAGCCAAUGUUUGUGAUCUUUCCCAUGGAUAAAGCGCAGAGUUAUCUUCCUGUCCCUAUCUGCAUAAUCAAAUACUAUUUUAGUUAUCCUAUGUUGAAUUUCAUUUCACUUGAUCCAGGACCUCCUUGCAAAAUCUUCUAUGGAUGAUGCGAUGGUUCUGCUUAUUAAGAGGUACCAUAUUAGUUUAUAUCUAAAUCUUAGCUGCUGGCAUUAGAGUAAGUGUUGCAGCUAGUGUUGUAUAAUAUGAAUGUACUAGUAAAUGUGCACUUGCCAGGCACUGAUACUGAUUUAUGAAAGGCAUAAUUAAAAAAAAUGGUCAUAAUUUCCA
Molecule: messenger RNA, 1241 nt
Organism: Solanum dulcamara
Lineage: Eukaryota; Viridiplantae; Streptophyta; Magnoliopsida; Solanales; Solanaceae
Exons: 5
Coding region: 60-896 (278 amino acids)
Source: RefSeq, a predicted model, not a curated record